This is a messenger RNA of Exaiptasia diaphana, 2616 nucleotides long. Its product is annotated as ankyrin repeat and zinc finger domain-containing protein 1. The record is from RefSeq and is a predicted model, not a curated record. Bases 135 to 2330 code for a protein of 731 amino acids. The transcript is spliced from 14 exons. NCBI's taxonomy places the organism in Eukaryota, Metazoa, Cnidaria, Anthozoa, Actiniaria, Aiptasiidae. Gene Ontology annotation, molecular function: protein binding.
UCCAACUAGUCAUUGAUUGUUGUAGUUUUACUUACUUUUUUUACUUACUAAUAAGAUCAUGCCACUAUAAGGAGCCAAUAUUAUAACACAAGUCUCCUACCUGGUGAUUCGUACAUGUAAAUUUAGAGCCCAAGAUGGCGGCCACCAAGACGUGUUUUUCUCUGUUUGACCGACAAACUGUUGAGCUUCUUAAAGGCUUUACUUUAGUUGAUAAAUCURCGAAUGGAGAACACAGUUUAGAGGAAGACGAUUUCACAGAAUUGCAAGAAAGAGUCCAUCCCAUGAAGACUGGGAUGUCAUGUCUUGUUUGUAAAGUGUCUGAAUUUGAUUCAUUAAAAGCGCAGAGAGAUCACUUUAAACUUGAUUGGCACCGAUAUAAUGUCAAACAAAGAUUGAUGAACAAACCUGUUAUUGCAGAGGAAGAUUUUGAAGAAACAGUUUCAGGAGARCUUUCCAGCAUAUCAGGYUCAGAGUCUGAGGAUUCUGAAGACACARACRWUGAUGAKGACUUUGAAAUGGAAGGCACAAUAAAGCAAGUUUUACCAGAACCUAAUUCAUUGGRCAGUAAUUUCCCCAAACAAAGGARUAYUGCUACACACAAAAGAAAUCAUCCRAAACUUUUCCUUUCAAGUGAAGAUGGACAAGUCUUUUCACUGUAUAGAGCAACYGUUUUUUCUCCUAAAAACGUCCCUGAGAGUGAAUUAGAUUUGAUCAAUGGAAUAAAGCAAUUACCUGAAGAAWCUUUGUGGACAGUAAUCAUGACAGCUGGUGGCCAUUUUGCUGCUGCAGUGUUUGAUGGGAAUUCUGUUGUGGCACAUAAAACCUUUCAUAGAUAUACUGUGAGGGCAAAAAGAGGUACAUCACAAGGGGUUAGGGACAACCAACAAGGCAUACAAAAAAAAUCGGCUGGUGCUAAUCUCAGGCGAUACAAUGAAGCUGCAUUAGUGCAGGAGGUUUAUCAACUGCUAGAUACUUGGUCAGAAUAUCUGAAGAAUUCUCACAAAAUUUUCAUAAGGAUUCCUACRUAUAAUAAACCAAUGAUUUUUGGUGGAAAAAAUCCUCACUUGAAUAGAAAUGACCAAAGAGUAAGAACUAUACCUUUUGCAACUCGUAGACCAACCUUCAAAGAAAUCAAGAGAGUUCAAGAGGAGUUAUCAAGAGUGCAGGUUCUUGGAUCAAACAAAGAUGUUCUUGACRAUGUUAUCAACCAACUUUCCYCAAAGAAAUCAAAGCCUUCCCUGGACRAACCAAAUGAARWGCYGCAMUGCAGUGAAACUGWAGACCCUCAYCAAAGCACUUCACAAGAAGCUGUUGAUGGCAAUGUUUGUGAAAACAUGAAACAGUCUAUUAAACAAACUGAAUCAAAUGUUAAAGAAACUAAAAACUCUGUGUCUACUAAAAAAGCAAAGAAGAAAAAGACUUCUCGUAUGGCUGAUCAAAGUGGCCAAGAAAAAGUUUCAGAAGCAACCAAGAGUCCAGAAAAAAUUACAYCAGAACAACACAUGUGGAAUCGAUUUUAUUGUGCCAUUGUUUCUGGGAACAGUAAAGUAAUUGCUGAAUUGCUGAUAGAUAAAAAAUCAGCCCACUCUGACAAAGACAGCAAAGCAACACUUGAAACUCCUAAUCUUGGUGAAAACAACUGUCAAGAAGGCUCCAAUAAGCAAUGUGAGGACGGAAAGAAUGAAGUAACAUUGGAAGAGGAGUCUGAUGAAAGUUCCAGUUCAAAAAUAGAUGUAUUCAAAGUUUUAAAUGAAAGGUGGGGCGAGAGUGGCAGCUCACUACUUCAUGUAGCAUCAAGGACAUCACAAACUGAGAUUAUYUACACUCUCUUGCAUCAUGGGGCUGACCCCUCGUUAAGAGAUGACAGUGGUAAAACACCCUAUGACAAGGCAAAAAGCAAAGAAACAAGAGAUCAGUUUAGACGGUUUAUGGCUGAUUAUCCUGAUGCCUUUGAUUAUUCAACAUCACAUAUCCCAAGCCCUCUUACACAAGAAAUGCAAGAUGAGAAAGAACGCAAGGAAGCAGAAAAGAAAAAAGCUCAAAGGAAAGCAAAAAAGCAAAGAUUAAAGGAACAGAAAGCAAUGGAACAACAGAAAAAGGAAAAGGAACUGGAAAAGAAGAAAGAAGAAGCAAUGAGUGAAAGAGAAAAGAGAGCUUUAGCAGCAGAAAAGAGAUUUUCAAAACAACUUCAAAAGAAUUGUGGAUUAAGCUGUGCUAUGUGCUCAAAAAAUCUCACAGGAAGUGUGCCAUUUGAAAGGCUGACAUACAAGUACUGUACUACUGAUUGUGUGAGACAGCACAGGCUUAUACUUGAAAACAAAGGAAGAUAAUAUUGCUACUCUUAAAUGUUAAUCUAAAUUAUUCUUAAUAUAUAGUACCAAACAAUGUUUCCAUGAUCAUAAAAUUUGUAAAGGACAACAACAGCCAAAGUGAUCUCUAUUAAAAAUUGAGGCAAUGGUUCAAAUCAAGGUUUUGAGCAAUAAUAAAUCGAAUCGGGAUUCAUUUAUUAUAAAUUUAGAUAUCAAAUUUUGUGCAAAAAAAUAUUUUUCAUUGAAUGUAAUAUUAUAAGCAAAAGUGUACAUUUUGCUUUAUGAAKAAAUUAYAAAUUAUUAUUAU